Messenger RNA from Vicia villosa (hairy vetch), 533 nucleotides. RefSeq lists its product as uncharacterized. Gene Ontology annotation, cellular component: membrane. NCBI's taxonomy places the organism in Eukaryota, Viridiplantae, Streptophyta, Magnoliopsida, Fabales, Fabaceae. The coding region runs from base 15 to 416 and encodes 133 amino acids. The transcript has 4 exons. The record is from RefSeq and is a predicted model, not a curated record.
UUUGGGGUACAUCAAUGACUUCUCUGGGAAAUCUUAGUUGCUGUUCGUACUACCUGUUGUUUGCCUUGACUCAUGCUUCAUUCUCUGGAUCUUCUCUUCCUUAUCUAAAACCUUGGAGAAACUGCAGACAAGGAGAAACUUGGCUAAGAUGGAGAUCUACCGAAAAUUUACGAAUACCCUUGCAGUGUCUGUGCUAUUCUCCAUUGCAUGGAUUGGAUUUGAGUGAGCUGUGGCAAAUUGCUUGGAUUAUUCCUGCUUUAUGGUCCCUGCUUUCAUAUACUCUCUUGCUGGUGAUAUGUGUCCUUUGGGCUCACAAGAAAUAUGGAAAGGAGGUUGACAUAUUUCAGGAUCUGGAUGUUCUCGACACUUGGUUUUCAAGAUAUUUACAGACACGUCACCAUAUGAAAAAGAGAUAAUCGACCAUAUUUGCAAAUGGUUGAAAAUCAAAAGGUUGAGGAGCAAAAUCUAGCAGAUCAAAUGCAAAUGGUUGAAGAGGAUAAGGAGAUAGAAAUGUUGCCAAAACAAAAGCCAAA